CGUUAAAAGCUUUAAGUAUAAUUAAAGAAAGCAGACAUUCGCCGGAUGAAGCAAACAUUGUUUAAUUUAAUUUUGAUAAUGGCGACAAAGAAGGAAACAGUAUUCUAAUGGUUGACCAUUCCUCAAUGACAAGGCAACCACGCGGACCAUCGCCUUAAACUGCGCCGUUUCAUCGCACUUCCUUCCCCUAAUUGCUUGCUUCUCCUUUUUUCCGAUUGAUCUCAAUUAUUAAUCUCUUUUGAAACUGAAUCUGGAAAUUUCUCUGGUUGUAGUUUGAAAUUUCGUUUGGUUCUCAGCUUCCUUCCAAGACUGAUUUCGGAACUAGGGAAGGGAACAUUAUUUUCUGGUUGUUGAUCAAUCAGUGAUUUGAAUUGAUGUGCAAUGCGGAGGCGGAUUGGAGCUCUUCUGUGUAAUAGAAGAGCUGUUCAGGUGCCUACCAGUGGAAGAAAUCACUUGUAUAAAGUUUCUCUGUCUUUGGUUUUUAUUCUGUGGGGACUUAUCUUCCUCUUUAGCUUAUGGUUCAGCCGUGGGGAUGGCUGCCAAGAAGGAUCGGGUUUACAUCCUGCUGGUGUAUCUACUUCAAAUGAAUCUAAGUUUGAAAAUAACAAGGACUCUGACUUUUUGGAUGUAUCUCCAAAGGGAGAAACUGAUUCUACCAGUCAUUUAAAUGAUUCAUGCUCAAAUGAUGCUACAACCCGUGGUUCUGACAAUGAAAUACUUUCAAGUGAAGAGAGGAGUAGUGAUAUACGAGUUGCUGCGAGGUCACCUGAGGCUGAGACCUCUAGCCCUGGUGUGAAAUCUGAAAGUGACUCUCUCAAGGGAGAUAUCUCGUCAAAUACCGUGCUACUGGGCCUUGAAGAAUUCAAAAGCAGAGCCUAUACAUCCAGGAGUAAAUCUGAAACUGGCCAGGCUGGAAAUACUAUUCAUAGAGUAGAACCAGGUGGUGCAGAGUAUAAUUAUGCUUCGGCUUCAAAGGGAGCAAAGGUCUUGUCUUUCAACAAGGAAGCAAAGGGAGCUUCCAAUGUUUUAGGCAGGGACGAGGAUAAAUACCUUAGAAAUCCAUGUUCUGCUGAAGAGAAAUUCGUUGUCAUAGAACUUUCAGAAGAAACCUUAGUAGUUACAAUUGAAAUUGCUAAUUUCGAGCACCACUCUUCUAACUUGAAGGAAUUUGAGCUACAUGGUAGUUUGGUUUAUCCAACAGAUUUUUGGUUCAAGCUUGGAAAUUUCACUGCUCCAAAUGCAAAGCAUGCUCAUAGAUUCGCUCUCAAGGACCCAAAAUGGGUAAGAUAUCUAAAGUUGAAUUUUCUUACCCAUUAUGGUUCAGAAUUCUAUUGCACACUCAGCACUGUUGAAGUUUACGGAAUGGAUGCUGUUGAGAUGAUGCUGGAGGAUCUAGUAUCUGCUCAACAUAAACCUUCUAUAUCAGAUGAAGCUACUGUUGAUAAGAGAGUAAUUUCCUCCCAGCCCGGAUCCAAUGAUGAAGGACGACAUGAUAGAGAGUUGCAAUCUCUCACUACAGGAGAAAGCGAUGAUUUGAUUUCAGAACUUUCAAAAAGUAAUAUACCUGAUCCAGUCGAAGAAUCGCACCAUCAACAAACUGGCAAUCAACAACCUGGCCGAAUGCCUGGUGACACCGUUCUCAAAAUACUGACACAGAAAGUUCGUUCUUUAGACCUGAGUUUAUCUGUUUUGGAGCGGUAUCUGGAGGACUUAACUUCCAAAUAUGGGAAUAUAUUCAAAGAAUUUGACAAAGAUAUAGGAAAUAAUGAUUUACUCAUUGAGAAGGUCCGAGAGGAUAUAAGAAGUAUUCUUAAUAUCCAGGAAAGCACAGAUAAAGAUGUUCGUGAUCUCAUUUCUUGGAAGUCCAUUGUUUCCUUGCAGUUGGAUGGUCUGCAAAGGCAUAAUGCUAUUCUCAGAUCUGAGAUUGAGAAGGUGAAGAAGAAUCAGGCUUCUCUGGAAAACAAAGGAAUAGUUGUUUUUGUUGUGUGCCUCAUUUUUUCAUCAUUUGCUAUUAUUAGGUUAUUUUUGCAUAUUGCUGUUAGAUUAAUUGAGAGAACAAAUAAUUCCAGGGAAUUUUGUUGUAUAAGCCCUUCCUGGUAUCUAUUGCUUUUCAGCUCUUGUAUUAUUCUUUUCAUACAGUCCCUAUAAAUCCAAGAAUUCCCCCUUAUUUGAUCCA
Messenger RNA from Momordica charantia (bitter melon), 2176 nucleotides. RefSeq names its product SUN domain-containing protein 4. The record is from RefSeq and is a predicted model, not a curated record. Gene Ontology annotation, biological process: protein folding in endoplasmic reticulum. NCBI's taxonomy places the organism in Eukaryota, Viridiplantae, Streptophyta, Magnoliopsida, Cucurbitales, Cucurbitaceae. Gene Ontology annotation, cellular component: cytoplasm; membrane.